AUGUCGGUGACGAGCCCUUCGGACCCGGAGAGCAGCGCGUGCCAGCACCGGGAGCAUGUGCACGUCUGCGUGCAUGAGCGUGCCCUCCCUGGCCGCGGUCCCCAACAGGGGGGGACACCAGCCAUGUCGGUGACGAGCCCUUCGGACCCGGAGAGCAGCGUGGGCAGCAGCCCCGGCCCGCGCAGCCACCGGGCCACCGAGAAGGAGGACACGGAGGCCGAGGAGGAGAAGAUCUGCGCCGUGUGCGGGGACAGGGCCACCGGCUACCACUUCCAUGUCAUGACGUGCGAGGGCUGCAAGGGCUUCUUCAGGCGCUCCAUCAACAAGGGCGUCCGCUUCACGUGCCCCUUCACGCGGAGCUGCCCCAUCACCAAGGCCAAGCGCAGGCAGUGCCAGGCCUGCCGCCUGCAGAAGUGCCUCGACGUGGGCAUGAGGAGGGACAGGGAGUGCGGCCGGCCCCGGUUUCUCUACCCGAAGCUGCUGCUGAUGCUGACGGGGCUGCAGACGCUCAAGAUGCAGAACAUGAAGCAGAUCCUGCACAUCCAGGACCUGACCUCCAUGACGCCGCUGCUCUCCGAAAUCAUCAGCUAGAGCC
Messenger RNA from Tinamus guttatus (white-throated tinamou), 595 nucleotides. Lineage: Eukaryota; Metazoa; Chordata; Aves; Tinamiformes; Tinamidae. The record is from RefSeq and is a predicted model, not a curated record.